This is a messenger RNA of Trichoderma atroviride IMI 206040, 1590 nucleotides long. RefSeq lists its product as uncharacterized. NCBI's taxonomy places the organism in Eukaryota, Fungi, Ascomycota, Sordariomycetes, Hypocreales, Hypocreaceae. The record is from RefSeq and is a predicted model, not a curated record.
UGGCAGCGGCCGGCCGAGGCGAAGAAGAUCAUGGGCCUCAUAUUUUACGGUCGUCGCUCGACCGUUUCCAUCCUGGACUGUUACUUGAAGCGCAAUUUGGCCAAGAACGGGGGCCUUCUCGACGGCGUCAUCUUCCUCCAGCGCACCGAGAAAGAAAAAGACAUCAAGUUCCUCGAAAAACUGCUGGCGAGCGAGCCCGAUUACGAGAGAUGGGACAUUGACAUGACCGAGGGCGGCUUCGCCUCCUCCUACGACCUCAUUCAAGACGAUGUCUUGUAUGUCAAGAUGGACGACGAUAUAGUCUACAUUGAAGAUUCCGUCAUUCCCUCCAUAGUCACCACCCGAGCUCAACACCCCGAAUACUACGUCGUCUCCGCCAAUGUCAUCAACCAACCGCUUAUCAGCUGGAUUCACUGGAACCUGGGCGCCAUCAAGCCAUACAUGCCCGAGAUCAACAAGGCCUAUCCCGCGCCCAAGCCUGGCAGCAAGUUGGACUGGCGACCAUCCGUGUUACCCUCUUGGGAAGGGCCUGACGACUUCGAGGUCAUUGACUGGAACCCUCCCGACCACCAGAAACACCGAUGGCUGCCCAUCAAGGGCCGCAACGACCACGUCCUUGACCGCACUCCCAUUCUCGAGACGGAAUAUGACGCUUUUGGAACGGGCUGGAAGAAGUGGCAGAUUGCCGCUCAAGAGCACUAUAGUCUGUUUGAGAACAUUGAGAACGAUGCCCUGGACCAGUACCGCUUCAAGACUUGGGACUUCCAACUGAGGCGCAUGGGAAUCCAGUUUACUGCCAUGAUGGGCAAGGAUAUUAAUCAGGCCAAACCAAUUGACGCUGAUGACGAGCAUCAUUUUGCUGUCACAAUGCCCGAGAGGACCGGGAGACAUGCUAUUGCUGAUGGCGGCGGUGUUGUUGCCCAUUACAGCUUUGGCGCCCAAGCCGGCGAAGAGCGAAUCGAACAGACAGACAUUCUCGAACGAUACCGAGUCUACGCCGAAGACAUGAUUUGCAAAGAUCCCAUGCUAUGGGACCCCGUCAUGAAUAAGCACUCCGACUAAUGCCAGAAGUCUAAAUGGCAACAUUUUUCCCUUUUCGAUUUUUUUCGACGACACGUGUAUUAUGUACAUUCUGUACGCAUAUUUCGGACCGAUGUCCUUUUCUUCCCUCGGCGAAUACGGGAGUUGGGAGUAUGGUAUUAUUAUUUUGAAAGUGUGGGUUUUUAGGAACAUGAAAAGAGGUGCAGCAGUUUCGGCAUUUAAAGGGGAGAAAAUUCUCAUAAUGGGAGGGUGAGCGAGGAAAGGAAGCGGUCCAUUUAGUUGGCAUAUUAUUUUUUGGUUCUGGGCGAUACCCUUUGUCACCAGGCUGCAGAAGCACAGCAUUUUAAUACUUAGAAUGGCGGCGCUGGGUAUAUAUCACUUUUUCAUAGACGCGAAAGCCUUGUUCUUUUGGAUAUGGUGUUUGUGUAUGGCUUUGAUUUGAGGCGUGAGUGCGGCUUUUUGUGCAUGGAGUGGAGAAAAAGCAAGGGAGAAGAAGCAUAGAUAUAUACGACCAUCAGUGAGAAUGCGAUGUCGACUUGAGAUUCUGAG